GGCUUCGGUUCUUAAAGGAGCGAGAGUCGGAAGUUUAAACGCUUGUCAUUUUGUUAUUCUCUGUGUUAAGCGAAUAUUGUCGACCAGCAUAGAAAGAAACAAGAAUGAUAUUGUUGACUUCGUUAUUGCUGCUGUUGGCAGUGCCAUCUUGUCAGAGUCUGUUGAAGACGCAGGCCAAGGAACAGCACGCUGGAGAGUAUGCGCUGAGACCGCUGAGUUUUACCCGGAACGGAACUUUUCAGGUUUCUAUUUUUGAGGAUCUUCACUUUGGAGAGAAUGCUUGGGAUACGUGGGGCCCUCAGCAGGAUAUCAAUUCAGUUGGCGUGAUCAACAAAAUCCUCGAUCGCGAGUCCCCUGGUCUUGUCGUCUUGAAUGGCGAUCUUAUCACUGGAGAGAACACAUUUCUCGAGAAUAGCACUGUAUACAUCGACCAGAUUGUCCAGCCUCUUGUUGAACGGCGCCUGACUUGGGCAUCGACAUAUGGCAACCAUGAUCACAACUUCAACAUAUCCGGCGAGGGAAUUCUGGAGCGAGAGCAGCGCUGGCCGAAUGCUCGCACCACCAACAUGGUUCCUGGACGAGAUGCCGGUGUUACCAACUACUACUUGCCAGUAUACGCGGCGGGAUGCAGCGAGAUAGAUUGCUCCCCCGAACUCUUGCUCUGGUUCUUUGAUAGUCGCGGCGGCUUCUACUUCCGAGAGCUCAAUCCAGACGGAACCCAGCGCGGCCAGCCGGACUGGGUUGAUACCAGCGUCGUGGACUGGUUUCAGCAGACUAACCAACGAUUCAUGUCAAAGUAUAGGCGGGUCAUACCAUCACUGGCUUUUGUGCACAUCCCCACAUACGCCUCACAGGCCCUGCAGGUAGAGAAUGGACGAAAUAGUGUUGACCAACACUACCAGCCGGGGAUCAAUGACGACUACCCCGUUGCUACUCAAGCACAAGGAUGGUGCCCUGAUGGGAGAGACGACGGGACAUGCGAAUAUGGCGGACAAGAUGUCCCUUUUAUGCAAGCCAUUACUUCCACACCCGGCUUGAUGGCUGUGUUCUCGGGCCAUGAUCACGGUGCCACUUGGUGUUAUAAAUGGGACCGUCUAGUUCCAGGAAUGACGGUUGAGGGUACAGGAGUCAACCUCUGCUUCGGACAGCAUUCCGGAUAUGGAGGAUAUGGCAACUGGAUUCGUGGGUCACGACAGGUCCAAGUUGACCUCAGGACUCUCCGCAGCGCCACCUGGGAGGCAGAGACGUGGAUUAGGCUGGAGAGCGGCGAUGUUGUGGGCUCUGUGUCACUGAACGCGACGUAUGGGAGUGACUGGUAUCCUGCCACCCCGGACAACAUGACGUAUUGUCCGACUUGUAACUACUCCAUUAUUACUCCGGGGCCAGGAUCAGGGGCCUUUCAGAAGAAGCUCAAUGUGCGCCGCCGGGGUUGAGUUGUUGAGUGCCGAGUGCCGAGUGUUGAGUGUUGGAACAGUACUUGGUUAAUGUCGAUUUUUGUUUAGCAUGUAUUGGGUAAUUGAGGGGUUUCUAAUGUUAUUGGGGUAGCAGCUUGAGUGAAUAUAAAUUCUUUGAACGCAUCUGGAAGAAGCCUUUGUUCUUUGAGGCUAGUGAGUGGAAGGGGGGAAUACUUUGUUUGAAGUGGAAUCCUUGAUUUCUUUGUAACAGAGGGUACUUUUUGUGCUUUUUCUUUAACAUGCAGAUAUAGACAUUGUUGUGAUACUUUUGUUAAACGUGC
Molecule: messenger RNA, 1735 nt
Organism: Trichoderma asperellum CBS 433.97
Lineage: Eukaryota; Fungi; Ascomycota; Sordariomycetes; Hypocreales; Hypocreaceae
Cellular component (GO): cytoplasm
Molecular function (GO): hydrolase activity, acting on ester bonds
Source: RefSeq, a predicted model, not a curated record